Messenger RNA from Kwoniella shivajii, 573 nucleotides. RefSeq lists its product as uncharacterized. The record is from RefSeq and is a predicted model, not a curated record. Gene Ontology annotation, cellular component: nucleosome; nucleus. Gene Ontology annotation, molecular function: structural constituent of chromatin; nucleosomal DNA binding; double-stranded DNA binding. NCBI's taxonomy places the organism in Eukaryota, Fungi, Basidiomycota, Tremellomycetes, Tremellales, Cryptococcaceae. Gene Ontology annotation, biological process: nucleosome assembly; negative regulation of DNA recombination; chromosome condensation. The coding region runs from base 1 to 573 and encodes 190 amino acids. The transcript has 5 exons.
AUGGCUCCUACUACCGCUGCUGCUCCCAAGAAGGCUCCUGCCCCUAAAAAGGCCGCUGCUCACCCUACCUUCCUUGCUAUGGUUCAAGAAGCCAUCAAAGCCCAUCCCGAUGACUCUCGAAAAGGUGUUUCUCGACCUGCUAUCAAGAAGUAUCUCGCCGAUACCUACAAAAUCGACAUGAGCUCUGCUUCUAACACCAACAACCUCUCCUCCGCCAUCAAACGAGGAGCAGAGAAGAAGGAGCUUGUCCUCCCCAACGGUGUUUCAGGCCGAGUCAAGCUCGCCCCCAAAGUCAAGGCUGUCGGCAAGGAGAACGUCGCCCCCAAGAAAACUGCUGCUCCCAAAAAGGCCCCUGCCAAGAAGCCCGCCGCUGCUAAAAAGACCACCACCGCUGCUAAACCUGCUGCCGCCAAGAAGACCACCACCACCGCUGCUGCCAAGAAGCCCGCUGCCAAAAAGACUUCUACCGCAAAGAAGGCUCCUGCUGCUAAAGCCGCUGCCGGUGCCAAACCAGCUGCUGCCAAGAAAGCUGCUGCCCCUAAGAAGAAGGUUGCUGCCGCCAAGAAGGCUUAA